AUGAUACAAACAGAAUAUUUUAUAACAAGACUUAAGCCUAGAGUAAAGAGCAUAAUACGCAACUGUAAGAUUUGCAUAAUACAAAGACAAAAGCCCUGUUCCCAAAUUAUGGCUCCCUUACCACCUGAACGGUGUACUUUAUCGCCACCAUUUCAAUCAACAGGCGUUGACUUCGCUGGGCCAUUUGAGCUCAAGGUCUCUCCCUUACGCAAUUCUACUUAUGUUAAAGGAUACGUCUGCGUUUUUGUGUGCUUCAGUGUAAGAGCUGUUCACUUAGAAGCCUGCUCUGAUCUAAGUACGGCGGCGUUUCAAGCCGCAUUCGCUCGAUUCGUCGGGAGGCGGGGCCUCCCCCAAAGGGUUACAUCAGACAACGGAAAGAACUUUCUUGGGGCAAGUAGAGCUCUUGAACGCGAAUUCGUAACAUUUCUCAGAAACUCAGCUCAAGAUAUCUCCCAAAAAUAUGUAGCCCACGGGUUUGAAUGGAAAUUUAUACCUCCUGACGCUCCUCAUAUGGGCGGCUUAUGGGAAGCCGCUGUAAAGAGCUUUAAGUUUCAUUUUAAGCGGGUAGCAGGCGCCCAGAAAUUCAACUUUGAGGAAUUCUCUACCAUACUGGCGCGAAUUGAAGCUGUCCUCAACUCUCGCCCAAUCUCUGCCCUAUCAGAAGAUCCAUCUGACUUAACAGCACUAACUCCAGGACAUUUUCUAAGAGGGGCUCCUUUAAUGGCCUUUCCCGAGCAAACUUAUGAAAAUAUCUCUGUCGUAAACAGAUGGGAAAAGUUAAAAGCCAUCCAUCACCAGUUCUCCAUACGAUGGAAGGAGGAAUAUUUAAAAUCCUUACAUAAACGCUAUAAGUGGAAAAACUCUGCUCCAAACCGUCAGGUAGGCGACCUCGUAGUCGUAAUGGACGACUUAUUACCACCUCAUGAGUGGCGUCUAGGUAGGAUUGGAAAAAUCUUCCAUGGUACAGAUAAAAAUGCUCGUAUUGCGGAGAUACGCACAUCUUCUGGAGUAGUAACUAGACCCAUAGUAAAGUUAUGCUAUCUACAAUUUUUAAGCAACUAG
Messenger RNA from Calliphora vicina (urban bluebottle blowfly), 1062 nucleotides. RefSeq lists its product as uncharacterized. The record is from RefSeq and is a predicted model, not a curated record. Lineage: Eukaryota; Metazoa; Arthropoda; Insecta; Diptera; Calliphoridae. Gene Ontology annotation, biological process: DNA integration. The transcript has a single exon. Gene Ontology annotation, molecular function: nucleic acid binding. Bases 1 to 1062 code for a protein of 353 amino acids.